CACUACAAGUACUUCCCCUUCCAAAUUACAGGCGGCAAAGCCAAUGAGGUUUGUUUAUGUAACAAAAAUGAUUCAAUUUGCACUUGAUAUACAAAGCAUGAAACUGCAAAGCAAAACAGCACAAAGAAAACAAUGUGUUUCCUUUUUGACAUUAUUACUUUGUAAACACAGUCUGCCAAACAGCAAAAUGGCAUCAAGCAAGCCAGCAAGAAUGUUCCCUAUUAUUUUAGAUAUUAGCAAAUUAAAUGAGAUUGUGCAGAUAUUGAAACAAUACAGGUUUCCUGAGGCAAAAUGGUUUGAAUUUGGAUUGAAUCUUGGUCUCCUUUAUCCUACACUGGAAGCUAUUGAUGCUAAUCAUAGAGGAAAUACUUCACGUUGUCUCAUGGAGUGUUUAUCCAAGUGGCUGAGUAAAGCACAUCACCCUACUUGGCAGACAUUGGCCAAUGCUCUUAGAAAAUUGGAAGCAAAAGCAGUGGCUAAAAAUAUUGAAGAAAUAAUGGCUGACCCUGCUAGCCAGCUACUACAGCAUUACAGUAGUAGAAUAUCUGGAGCAACACUCUCUGAAGAAUCAGUUGAUCUGUUACAUACAGAAGGACUGAUAUCUGAAGAGACAUUGAGGGAAGUGAAGGGUUGUGGAUACACACUAACAGAUGAUGCAAUGAGAGAAAUAUACACAGCAGUAGCUUAUGAUCAUAACAAACUGAAAUCAUUUGCUAGCAUAUUAUUAAGAUCAACAGGCACUGUUAGUAUAGCCAAUGACUUAUUGAGAGAUAGUGAGGAUAUUUUUUACAGGGCAGAAAAUUCACCUGAUGAAGGUAUUACUUUUGUGACAGAAGAUUCCCUUUGUGAGAAUUGUGAGGAGCACAAUGUAUCAAGUAUUAAACUCUCAGAAUCGAAAGAUAUUUUCAAAGAAUUUGAGUUUCAAAUUUCAGAGGAUUAUAAUUAUCACUUUGACAAAAUGAGAGGCAAUUUUGGAUCUUUCUAUUUCAAAGUCACUCGAUUGGUAUCUCACACCAUCAGAGUGAACCAACUUGAAGAUUUCAUAGAAUUUCUUGACGGUUGCUAUGCUGAGCUAGGUCCUAACCUAACCUCUGCUGCUACAGUAAAAGAUGUCAUGAAGGUUGUUAAAACCAAAUGCAAUGUCAUCAAUAUUGCACCAGUAGAGGUAGCAGUCAGUUUCAACAGCGAAGUAGAAACUGAAGCUAAGCCACUGGUAGCUGAUUAUAAUGCAGCUGUCAAUGAGUUCUGUCACAAUUUCAAACUUCGAUUCUUACUUGAUAAAAAACUUUCAACAAGCGAUUUUCUCAUUUGUGAAACAAUUGAGUUUGUUCUAGACUGGGAUCCUGCUGAGCACUUAUUGAAUGAUAUUCGUCGUUUAAUGGAGAAAGCAUUCAAAGGAUUGAGCAGAAGGAUCAUAGUCAAAAGCAUGCAUAAAGGGAACUCCAUCAUUAUCAUUUGUGGUGCUCCUACUCAUCUAAUGAAUGCUUUGCAAUUGAGGGCUCGUGAUAAUCUUACUGUGCUCCAAGAAGAAUUUGCUUUGAUGAGAUUGAAAAUAGGACACUGCACUGUCUAUGAUAGGACCAUCAUAAACAAAGGACAGAAGAUUGUUGCAGAGGAAAUUGAAAUGUGUGAAGGAGAAUUGGUAAAGAUGAAUCUAUACCACAAUGACAAAGAAAGUCUCCUUGCUAGUCAAGCAGUGCAACUUAUACCUUUAAAGCAGAAACAAGAAUUCAUCAAUCAUAGCAUGCAAGCAUCAGGGUUUAAAUCUAAAGUCAAACAAUUUGAAAGAGAAAAGGCUGCAAAUACAAAAAAGCGAAUGCUACUAGGAGAAAAUGAACAUUUACAAUCUACUCUAAGGAUCAGAAUAAGUCGAAAGGAAGUACUACAAGACAAUGAAAAAGAGAUUGGAGGACUACUGGAAAGUAUAUCAUCUAUUAGUGUAAAAUUGUUAGAAAUGCAAACUUCAAAUUUUUACAUAAAAUCCACACAGACAGUGCUAUCAUUCAAUGGAUCUAUCUGUGAAGCUCAAGAUGAUUAUAAUGAAACAACUAUUUCAUUCAAAAAGGGCAAACUACUUCAGUUAAGUACAAAUGGACAUGAGGUACAAUCACUGGAGACUGGACAAAAGAGUGCUGUUCCAAUGAAAUACAUUGGAUACUCAAGAGUAGAAUUACUUUACUUGUUUCAGUUUGCAGUGACAGCAGUGACAAAGGAAGGAUUAUCACUCCUACCUGCUCUUUUUAAUGAUGGUGAAAAAGCAGAAUAUUUUAUAGUAAGAAUUACUAAUGAUCCUACUCUACUACAAUCAUUGAGGAAUUUGACCACAAAGAAUAAAUUAUUCAAGGCUAGUUAUAAUUUUGAAGCACAAACCUUAGAUGACUUAACUUUAAAGAAAGGAGAAGUGCUUGAAGUUGUUACAUAUGAUGAUGAUCAUAGAUGGUGGUAUAUGCAUUCACUCCAUACUGACAAAGAAGGAUACGUACCAAUUAAUUAUAUAUUACCAAUUGAAGGAAAAUACUCACUAAUGUACAAGUACAUUUACUAUCAUACAGUGAGUCGUGAUGAAGCAGAGGAGAGACUGAGCCAAGCAGACACACAAGCAGGUACUUUCCUAAUUAGAGAUAGUGAAAGGGAUCCUGGACAGUAUUAUUCCCUCUCACUUAAUGAUGGAGUUAAAAUCCGGCACUAUUGUAUAUACAUUGUGAAAAAUCAGUAUUAUAUAUCCCCUCAUGUUCAGUUUGAUUCACUCAAUGACCUGGUACAUCACUACAUGAUGAAAGCUGAUGGUCUGGCCUGCUCACUAACAGUUCCUAUACCUAAACAAGUAAACAUGCCCAUUCAAAUACAUAAAAACUGGGAAAUUAAUAAGUCAUCAAUCAAGUUUGAACAAUGCAUAAAUGCUGGACACUUUGGAGAGACGUGGAAGGGUAAUUGUCAAGGUAAAGGGCCAGUUAUCAUUAAGACAAAUAUAGCAACAAAUAUUACACAAGAAACAUUCAUUAAAGAAGCCAACAUAUUAAGAAAAUUCUAUAAUAAGAACAUUAUCAGCCUAUAUGGUGUUUGUAUUGAAGACUAUCCUUUUUAUAUUAUAACAGCGCCGAUAGAUCAAAAUCUUAAAAAUUAUCUAAUUAACAUGAUUAAGCCUCCUACACAAGUACAGCUGGUGAACUUCGCUAUUCAAGUUACGGAUGGUAUGAUUUAUUUAGGAAAUCAAGAUUACAUUCAUUGUGAUCUAAGAGCUAUUAAUAUACUAUUAGGAGAUCAUAACACUGUCAAGAUAGCAAACUUUCAUCUUGCUCAACACCUCAAUGGCAAAAAAUACUACAGCAUUAAGAAAUAUGAUCUACUAACUUAUAGAUGGACAGCACCUGAAGGGCACAUAUUGAAUCGAUUAAGUAUCAAAUCUGAUGUUUGGUCAUUUGGUAUAUUACUAUGGGAACUGGCUACCAAAGGAAAGGAACCAUAUCCUGGUAUGACUGAUGAAGAAGUAAAGGAGGCAGUAUCAAAAGGUGAUCAUAUGCCCAUACCCCAAGAUUGUCCUGAACUAUUUAAACAACUUAUGAUAAACUGCUGGAAACAGAAUGAAGAUCAAAGGCCAAACUUUAUACACAUCUUUAAUAUACUUUACUUACCAAAUAAAUAGACUAUGCAUUCAUAUUUACUAAUUUUCUCAAUGCACAGUUUGAUUUGUAGUAAAAUUACCAUAACUGAGA
Messenger RNA from Amphimedon queenslandica, 3713 nucleotides. RefSeq lists its product as uncharacterized. Lineage: Eukaryota; Metazoa; Porifera; Demospongiae; Haplosclerida; Niphatidae. The transcript is spliced from 15 exons. Gene Ontology annotation, biological process: protein phosphorylation; signal transduction. Gene Ontology annotation, molecular function: protein kinase activity; ATP binding; protein binding. The coding region runs from base 44 to 3643 and encodes 1199 amino acids. The record is from RefSeq and is a predicted model, not a curated record.